Molecule: messenger RNA, 14043 nt
Organism: Labrus mixtus (cuckoo wrasse)
Lineage: Eukaryota; Metazoa; Chordata; Actinopteri; Labriformes; Labridae
Gene: scn8ab
Product: sodium channel, voltage gated, type VIII, alpha subunit b
Exons: 22
Coding region: 2507-7681 (1724 amino acids)
Biological process (GO): neuronal action potential; membrane depolarization during action potential; sodium ion transmembrane transport
Cellular component (GO): plasma membrane; axon; voltage-gated sodium channel complex
Molecular function (GO): voltage-gated sodium channel activity; protein binding; calcium ion binding
Source: RefSeq, a predicted model, not a curated record
UUCAAAUGUCCGUCGACCUCCUCAGGUUUGUUUGCAGGUUUGCAUAGCCUGUUUUCUAACUGACGCCCACCCACUUCAAACCACCAGAAGGAGAACAGGCAAAAAACACUGAUACAAACAUCUUGAGAGAAAUAAAAAGUUACAAACAUUAAAAUAAAAUGACGGAGCCCCUGAAGUCCCAAAAAGUAAAAAAAAACUAAAAAAAAAAAAAAGUGUGUGUGCACAAGUCAAUAUCUUGUGUGCAGAGUAUCAUUUCAUUUUUUUUUUUUUGGACUUCAGGUGCGGCGUGAAAAAAAGUGUGUUUGACCAAAACAUUUUAAUUAGGCGUUGUUUCAAAAAGGGCUUCCAGGGCUUUGAAUAGGGCAAGAAAAAAAAUCGAUUUAUGUAAAAAUCUAGCUUCUUAUCUUCUGAGUAUUUAAAUAGAUUCAUAACUUCCAAAGUGCUAAGUGCUAAGGCUAGCUCUUUAACUCAGUAGAAUACUAAAUAGAGCAGCAAGAAAUUCAGCCAGUCUCACAGAUGACUGGAGUAGAUCCUGAAGUAUGUACUAAUUCAAAAAUAGACUUUGAAUCCAUGGAUCAAUGAAUCCAGAAUCGCUUUACAUCGAAAAUAGAUUCUGAAUCGAAUCGUGACCACAAGAAUUUAAAUCAAAUCGAAUCGUGAGACACCAAAAGAUUCCCAGCCCUUGCUCUGAAUAUGCAAUAUUUACUUCUAAAGGGUAUCUUAAUUGAUAACAGGGUUGUUUAAGCUGAUCUCUAUGCACUGUUUAUGUUAUGAGACACACAUUGCACACAUAAUGAUGCAAAAAGACAGACACUUUUAAUUUGACCAGCAGCAGGUUUUUAACUAAAUUUGAUUGCAAAAACAUUCUACAUGUAAAUCUGAUUCUGGCUGUGAAAUCAGGGAGGGUUCAGGUUGCCUGCUUGUGACUGGUCUGUAAGUGCUUCUUCAGUGAUUUAUAAGGGGGUAAUGACAAAUGUGGUGCCACUAACCAUUGUAGCUGAUGAUUAUACUAAAAACAGUCAAGUGUUGCUUAAAAGGAAAGGGAGAUAGAAGCAUUGCUAAUAAUUGACUAUUUCUCAUUUAAAUCCAUAGUUUACACAUUUACAUGUGAAAUCUUAUGUUAUUCUUUUAUCCACUAUAUUAUUUAUUAUAUCCAAAUAUUAAUAAAAAGUACAACUCACAUCAGGCAGUAGUAGUGUAAGCACAGAAAGACACAAAUGAAGUCAAUAGGCAGAAAAUUAUCUUAAAAAACAGAGAGGGUUUCUCCUCUCAGGAGAGUUUUACCUGCAGACACUGACUGGAGAUAUAAAGCCCCUACAGCAACCCACAAAAAGGGUACCUUAUUUUUUUUAUUUCAGUAUCACUGUGCUUACAUUAUUUAUGUUUGGAUAUCAGAGGAUUUAUUUCUUUGCUCUAAAUCAUUCACAGCCAAGCGAGUUUUUCCACGUCCUUCUGCUAAUUUCCUCUUUUAUACUCUCUUUAUACUCUCUUGUGUCUUGUGUAUCUCGUGUUUUGACGUAGCAGCACCAUUUUAUUAAGCAAUAAAAGAUUCUGUAUAAAUGCCCUUUUUUAACUCGCCAUAGAUAAUGAGAUCAACUUUUUACAUGUAAAUUUAACUGAAAACGAGUUUUAAAAAAAAAUCAGAUAAAGCUUGAAAUAUUUAAGAAAACAGCGAAACAACCAACCACCCAUACCUUUGAGUUUACUUUAAUCAUAUAACUAUUUUUCCAAACAGAAAGUUUGACAUUAACUUUCCUCCAAAUAGAGCCUAUAUGGCAAUUUGAAUCAUUUUCAAACGCUGUUGAGGCUUUAAAAUUACAAUCUCUGUAAAUGCUUAUAAAUAUAUUAUAGGUCAAGCAGUAUAGCAAAUACUUAAAUUAUUAACAAAACAGAGACUUCACCCUUAAACUUUAGAUUUCCUUUAAGUUGUAAGUGGCAGGAAGAACAACAGACAUCUUAACACCAGUAUUAUAUGUUAAAGGAAUGCACAAUAAAACCACCGAAAUUCAAUUUCUGGUCCAGAGGCUGACAGUAUGGGCGUAGGUGUUGAGGAAUAUUUCUAAUGCCUGCCAAGUUUAUGUUUAUGUAAGAGCCAGCACAGCACAGGGUUAAAUACAGGAUUAGAUAUAUGUUACCUAACCUAACUAUUUUUGUUUGUGACCUCAGCCAGCUCUGAAGUUCAGCUAUAAAAAUCAGCAUGUGCUUUUUCAGUGACAAAAAAGUUUCAAUUAUUUUAUUUCUGUCUAUCUCGGUGUUUGUGUGAAUGCUUGUGUGCAUUUGAAUUUGCACACUUGGGUGUGCACGUGUUUGUGUGAAUGCAUUUGAAUUUGUACACUUCUGUGUUUGUGUUUGUGUGUGUGUGUAUGUGUGUGUGUGUGUUUUUGUGUGUGUGUGUGUGUGUGUGUGUGUGUGUGUGCGUGUGUGUUUGUUUAUCAUCUAUUAAUUGACAGGCCUGAAGACCAUUGUGGGUGCGCUGAUCCAGUCUGUGAAGAAGCUGUCGGAUGUGAUGAUCCUGACAGUCUUCUGUCUCAGCGUCUUCGCUCUGAUUGGCCUACAGCUCUUUAUGGGGAACCUGCGGAAUAAGUGUGUAUUCUGGCCAAUCAACGUAACGCAGUGGAUACUUUCAAAUGGCAACAGGAGUUUAGACUGGGAUGAGUACAUCAUGAAUGACACUAAUUUCUACUUCCUCCCAAAUCAGCUUGAUGCUCUACUGUGUGGAAAUAGUUCUGACUCAGGACGUUGUCCAGAGGGCUUUACAUGUAUGAAAGCUGGAAGGAACCCGAACUAUGGUUACACAAGCUUUGACAGCUUUGGAUGGGCUUUCCUCACCCUCUUCCGACUUAUGACUCAAGACUUUUGGGAAAAUCUCUACAUGCUGACUCUGCGUGCUGCAGGAAAGACCUACAUGAUUUUCUUCGUGCUAGUCAUCUUCGUUGGUUCUUUCUAUCUGGUGAAUCUCAUCUUGGCUGUGGUGGCCAUGGCCUAUGAGGAGCAGAACCAGGCCACCAUUGAGGAGGCGGAGCAGAAAGAGGCAGAAUUCAAAGCCAUGCUGGAGCAGAUCAAGAGGCAGCAGGAGGAAACACAGGCUGCUGCCAUGGCGACUUCUGCAGGUACAGUGUCUGAGGCUGCAUUAGAGGACGAAGGAGGAGGGCACCUGUCCCGCAGCUCCUCUGAGGUCUCUAAACUGAGCUCAAAGAGUGCCAAGGAACGCCGCAAUCGCAAGAAGAAAUGGCGUCAGAAAGAGCAGGAGAAAGAAAAAGGAGAUAGUGAAAAGGUUGUUAAGUCCGAGUCAGACGAUGGCAGCAAGAAAAGUACAAUACGUUUCCCAGGAAGCCGGCUGGGGAGGAAGACAUCAAUCAUGAACCAGUCACUACUCAGCAUCCCGGGCUCUCCCUUCAUGUCGCGCCACAACAGCCGGAGCAGCAUCUUCAGCUUUAAAGGCCGCUCCAAGGACAUGGGCUCAGAGAACGAGUUUGCAGAUGACGAGCACAGUACAGUAGAGGAGAGCGAAGACCGCCGAGGCUCCCUUUUUAUCCCUUACCGCCGCAACAGUUACAGUGGCUACAGCCAGGGCUCAUCCCGCAUCCACCCGCUGGCACCCCACUCUGGAGGGAAGAGGAACAGCACAGUGGACUGCAAUGGCGUGGUGUCUCUCAUCGGCCCUGGGCCCGGCAGACGGCUUCUGCCUGAGGUGAAAAUAGAUAAGGCAGCCACUGAUGACAGUACUACUGACGUGGACAUUAAGAAGAAGCACUCCGGCUCGCUCAUGGUAUCUGUGGAUCAGCUCAACUCCUUCAAAGGAAAGGACCGGGCCAACAGUCAGAUGAGCGUGGUCACCAACACACUGUUAGAGGAACUGGAGGAGUCUCAGAGAAAGUGUCCUCCCUGCUGGUACAAGUUUUCCAACACGUUUCUCAUCUGGGAGUGCUGUCCCAUGUGGCUAAAGAUCAAACACAUAGUCUAUUGUAUUGUCAUGGACCCGUUUGUUGACCUGGCCAUCACUAUCUGCAUUGUCCUCAACACCCUCUUCAUGGCCAUGGAGCACUACCCAAUGACCCCACAAUUUGAGGGGGUCCUGACGACUGGCAACCUGGUCUUCACUGGUAUCUUUGCUGCUGAGAUGUUUGCAAAGCUGGUUGCCAUGGAUCCCUACUACUACUUCCAGGAAGGCUGGAACUGCUUUGAUGGCUUCAUUGUGACUCUGAGUUUAGUUGAGCUGGGACUGUCUGAUGUAGAGGGUCUGUCAGUGCUCAGGUCAUUCCGAUUGUUGAGAGUGUUCAAACUGGCCAAAUCCUGGCCCACCCUGAACAUGCUGAUCAAGAUUAUCGGUAAUUCGGUUGGAGCUCUGGGUAAUCUGACUCUUGUGCUGGCCAUCAUUGUCUUCAUCUUUGCCGUGGUGGGAAUGCAGCUGUUUGGCAAAAGCUACAAGGACUGUGUGUGUAAAAUUGCCCAGGACUGUGUGCUGCCUCGCUGGCACAUGCAUGACUUCUUCCACUCCUUCCUGAUCGUGUUCAGAGUGUUGUGCGGGGAGUGGAUUGAGACCAUGUGGGACUGUAUGGAGGUGGCGGGACAGACCAUGUGCCUCACGGUCUUCAUGAUGGUCAUGGUCAUUGGAAACCUGGUGGUGCUGAACCUGUUCCUGGCCUUGCUGCUGAGCUCAUUCAGUGCUGAUAACCUGGCAGCCACUGAUGAUGAUGGUGAACCCAACAACCUCCAGCUGGCAGUCGCCCGCAUUAAGAUAGGGAUUGCCUGGUUCAAGGUUAACAUGCGGCUGUUGGUAGCCACAGUGCUCAAGAAGCCUAUAGAGGAUGAACAGAAGCCUCUGGACGAAAUGUACGAGAAGAAGCUGAACUGCAUUGCAAACCAUACAGUGGACAUCAACCGUGAGCUGGACUAUGCUAAAAAUGGCAAUGGAACUACCAGUGGUAUUGGGAGCAGUGUGGGAAAGUAUAUGAUUGAUGAGGAUUACAUGUCCUUCAUCCACAACCCCAACCUCACUGUAUGUGUUCCUAUCGCUGUUGGCGAGUCGGACUUUGAAAACCUCAACACGGAAGAUUUCAGCAGUGAAUCGGAUGUGGAGAACAGUAAAGAUCUGGAUGACACCAGUUCGUCUGAGGGCAGCACGAUAGACAUAAAGCCUGAUGUGGAGGAAGUAGCAGUGGUGGAGGUCGUGGAGGAGUACGUUGACCCUGAUGCCUGCUGGACAGAUGAGUGUGUGGCCAAAUACAAGUGCUGCGAUGUUCCCAUCACUCAUGGCUGGGGGAAAAACUGGUGGUUCCUGAGGAAGACGUGUUACCUGAUUGUAGAACACAACUGGUUUGAAACCCUCAUCAUCUUCAUGAUCCUGCUCAGCAGUGGAGCCUUGGCCUUUGAGGAUGUUUACAUUGAGCAGAGGAAGACGGUCAAAAUCAUUCUGGAGUAUGCUGAUCGUGUUUUCACCUACAUCUUCAUCCUGGAGAUGUUGCUGAAAUGGGUGGCUUAUGGCUUUGUCAAGUACUUCACUAAUGCCUGGUGCUGGUUGGACUUCUUCAUUGUGGAUGUGUCUAUAGUCAGCCUUAUAGCUAAUGCAUUGGGCUACUCCGAUCUAGGCCCAAUUAAAUCACUCAGGACACUGAGGGCCUUGAGACCCCUCAGGGCCCUGUCACGUUUUGAAGGGAUGAGGGUUGUGGUGAACGCCUUGGUGGGUGCGAUCCCCUCCAUCAUGAAUGUGUUGCUGGUGUGUCUCAUCUUCUGGCUCAUCUUCAGCAUCAUGGGAGUCAACCUGUUUGCCGGAAAGUAUUACUAUUGUUACAAUGAGACUGCUGAGGAAAAUUUCCUGAAAGACGAUGUCAACAACAAAUCACAGUGUUUUGAACUCAUUAAUCAAAACAAUACUGAAGUCAGAUGGAAAAAUGUCAAGAUUAAUUUUGACAAUGUGGGUUCGGGAUACCUGGCUCUUCUACAAGUGGCAACAUUCAAAGGCUGGAUGGACAUCAUGUAUGCUGCGAUAGAUUCCAGAAAGGUGGGAGACCAGCCGGUCUAUGAAGACAACUUAUAUAUGUACAUCUACUUUGUCAUCUUCAUCAUCUUUGGAUCGUUCUUCACCUUAAAUCUCUUCAUUGGUGUCAUCAUUGAUAACUUCAACCAACAAAAGAAAAAGUUUGGAGGUCAGGAUAUCUUCAUGACAGAAGAGCAGAAGAAAUACUACAAUGCCAUGAAGAAACUAGGGUCAAAGAAGCCACAGAAGCCAAUUCCAAGGCCUCAGAACAAAUUCCAGGGCAUGGUGUUUGACUUUGUGACGCAGCAGGUGUUUGACAUCUCCAUCAUGAUCCUCAUCUGCCUCAACAUGGUCACCAUGAUGGUGGAGACGGACGAUCAGUCAAAGGAGACAGAGGAAGUGCUGUACUGGGUCAACUUCUUCUUCAUUGUGGUCUUCACUUGCGAGUUUGUAUUGAAGCUCUUUGCACUGCGUCACUACUACUUCACCAAUGGAUGGAACAUCUUUGAUGUGGUUGUGGUCAUCCUUUCCAUUGUGGGAAUGUUCCUGGCUGACUUGAUCGAGAAGUAUUUUGUGUCUCCGACGCUCUUCAGGGUGAUCCGUUUGGCUCGUAUCGGCAGAAUCUUGCGUCUCAUCAAAGGGGCCAAGGGAAUCAGAACUCUACUGUUUGCCCUGAUGAUGUCACUUCCUGCCUUGUUCAACAUCGGCUUACUGCUUUUCCUGGUUAUGUUCAUUUUCUCCAUCUUUGGCAUGUCCAACUUUGGCUAUGUAAAACAUGGGGCUGGAAUUGAUGAUAUGUACAACUUCGAGACCUUCGGUAACAGCAUGAUCAUCCUCUUUAUGAUCACAACGUCAGCUGGCUGGGACGGCCUGCUGUUGCCAAUCCUGAACUACCCUCCAGACUGUGACCCCUUACUGGAGAAUAGUGGAACCCCAAACACAGGAGACUGCGGCAACCCGUCAGUGGGCAUCUUCUUCUUUGUCAUGUACAUUAUCAUUUCUUUCCUUAUUGUGGUCAACAUGUACAUUGCCAUCAUCCUGGAGAACUUCAGUGUGGCCACAGAGGAAAGCGCCGACCCACUCAGUGAGGACGACUUUGAGACCUUUUAUGAGAUUUGGGAGAAGUUUGACCCUGAUGCCUCACAGUUCAUCACCUAUUCCAAGCUUUCUGACUUUGCUGAUGCACUUGAACACCCACUCCGAGUCCCCAAGCCCAACACCAUUGAACUGAUUGCCAUGGACAUGCCUAUGGUUAGUGGCGACCGCAUCCACUGCCUGGACAUUCUGUUUGCAUUCACUAAGCGUGUGCUGGGAGACAGUGGCGAGUUGGACAUGUUGAGACAACAAAUGGAGGAGCGUUUUGUGGCGGCGAAUCCCUCCAAGGUGUCUUACGAGCCAAUCACCACCACUUUGAGGCGCAAACAGGAGGAAGUGUCAGUCAGAGUCAUUCAAAGGGCCUAUCGUUCUUACCUGGCCAGGCGGGGUUUUGUCUGUAAGCGCAAACCAGCCCAUAACAAAGUGGAGAAUGGUGGGAACAAUCAGGAACAGGAGAAGAAGGAGGGCACUCCCUCAACUGCCUCCCUGCCUUCCUAUGACAGUGUAACCAAACCUGACAAGGAGAAAGAGGAUGACAACAACGAGGACAAGGGAGGAAGGAAAGAGAAAGGAAGAAACCAAAAAGACAUCAGGGAAUCUAAAUGUUAGAGCGUUGGAAUACUAAUCACAGUAAUAACAAUAAAAAAUAUAAUAAUGUAACUUCAAGCAAGGCGAGAGGAAACUCACCCACACAGAUGUACAGAUUAUUUCAUUUGCAAGUCAGAAAAAAAUAGUAUUCAAUAAUUUUGUUUACAGACUUCAUUCUUAUAUUGAUGCAGAGGGAUGCAGCUUGGUCUGUUACAGCUUGAAGACUCUUGAACUUCAGUCAAACCAAACAUAAUCAGCAUACUGUGUGACUUUGUUUUAUCUAGACUACUGAUCUUCACAAAAGGGAAUGAAAAACAGACAUGGUGUGUGUCUGCUGAGAGGCAGAUUGCUCACUUAACACUGGUCUACAGAUAAAACGAGUAACUCUACACCAAGAGCCAGAAUCAAAGCAAGGAUUUUGCACCUGGAUGCAAAUAAUGGAUUCCUAUGGAAGACUGUGUUGUAAGAGAAAAACAAGGAUGCCGCUUGAUGCUGAAGAAUUUUUCUCUUAGUGCAGCAAAUGAGUGUUUCUGAGUCAUUUAGUGCUGAAAUUUAUAGAGGAGCAAAAUGACACACUCACUCUAUAAGAAGGAUGACUGGUGAGUGUAAGACACAAGUGACAGAGCGUUGGAAAUACUUCUGUUUUAUUAAAGCUAGAAAAUGUUCAUUUGAGCAGCAAAAAUGCAAACAGAAGAAAAAAAACAACACAAUAUUCAACAUUUUGCCCAUGUCACUUAACUCUUCUAGUCAUAUUAUCUUUGUUAUACCCACAUCAAAAUGCUUUUUUUUUACAUGGGCUUUCACACCAAUUGGUUAAGGGUCUGUUUAUUAUGGGGUCAACUCGGGCCAAGGGCUUACAUUUACUCAGAAAGAUUUCCAAACAAAUACAUAAAUAAUUGUGCUUGUUCAAUGCAUAGAAAUGACUUGCAUGAUGGCAUGUUUUGAUCAGAAAUCUUGCAUGAAUUAUCAUAGUCCACAAGACACUAAUACUCAGAGCACAACAGUGGCUCGACUGUAAGAUUGAGAAGAUUUGAAAGCUCAGAGUUCAGAGUAAUAUGUUUAACAAAGAUAAGUGAUGUUGGGGUUGAUCAUGUGAAAAAAAGGUUCUGAAUUUGUAUCUCAUUACACAACACAUUUCAAGUGACUAUAUGUUUGAAUAGUUGCCUCUACAGACAGAAGAAUGCAAUAUGAGGGUAAAUGAUACCACUGUAGUGGAUCCGUUGGUAAAAAUCCAAACAAUGAUAUGCUGCUGAGGAGAUUUUGAGUGUGGAAGAUGUGGAAACGGAUGGCUGUGUGUUUCAUGGGACUGACAUGUUUUUUCAUUUGAACUGAAAUGUUUUAAAACACGCAAAACUUUAAUUCUAGAAAGCUUAUAUUUAUAAUUUGUAUGCACCUAUGUAUCUUCCAUACCAUCUGCCUUUAGUUUUGUGUGAGCGGGCAUUUGGGAGUCCUACUGUCGGUUCUAAGUGGUUUGUGGGGAUUUCACAGGUUUGGCAAACUCCCUCUUACUUCUGAUGUUUCUCUGUGGGUGGUUAGAGCUUUCUGAAAAGGGCUGAGAAGUCUUUUUAUUAUUUCGUUUACAUCAUUUAAUGUUAUGUAGCUUCUCUACGUGUGUAUGUGUUUUUUUAAUUCCCUGACGUAAUAUUUAUAUUUUGAUUGUUGAUUAGUCUUACUUUAAGCACUUUUAAUAAGCCACAUCGAAGAUGAUGUCGAGGGAACUGGUCUUGUGCUGGAACACAUACUUUCGGGAUUAAAUAUUAUCCUCUUUUAAUGAGAAACAGAAAAUUAUGAAUGGGGGACAGAAACAUUGUGUGUGGAGAAGCCAAAGAGAUCUGCCUUGUUAUCCCUUGUUGCCCUUUGUCCAUGGAGUGGGAUUGGGUGAAGUAUGCCCUGCCCAUUCAAUUUUUUCGCUGUCAUUACUCGACAGAGAGACCCUAGAAAUGUAUGCAAUGCUUGAAAAAUUCAUCCCUUUUCUCAGGAGAUAUUAUAGAUGUACUAUUAUGAGCUCUGCAACAAAAUGCAAGUGAAUGUGAUGGGAGUAUUUAUGAAAUCACGUUUUAAUCUUUUAUGUUUUAUGCCAUGUUGAUGGACAAUGAUCUCGGCUUGCUGCCCUAUUUUGGCGGCCGCCUGGUCCGGAGCCAGUGUGGCACCUUCUGCUUACGACGCUUAGAUUUAUAGGGCUAGAAGCAUCUCAGUGAAACAACUACAUUUCGCUCGCUUGUAUUGGCAGCGUUUCUAUUGAUAGCGGAUUACAUUUGUGGUUAAGUCAUUUCAGUAAACACACUAGUAAUGUUCACCCUGAUAGCAAUCAGACACAGGAAACACUGUGAGGAGAUGUCAUGAGAGUAAAUUGGGAUGUUUUGGUUUGAGCAGCAAACAUAACUUUGUGGCUGCUCAGUUUGACAGGCCCGUUUUUUCAGUGUUUUACAACAGGUGCUCUGAGCCUCUCAUUUGCCAGUUUUCUUCAUCUUGCGCUACUGCAUAACAAAUACCAAAUAACCAACAGAGCACUUGAUGCAUCCUUCUGGUACUAUGAGCCUAAGCACCACAACACAGCUUUUGCACUUCCUGUUGUGCAGUGAUGUCACUUACUAUUAAUGAAUAACUCCCUCAUCAGUUCUCAAAGUUUUAUGGUCCAGCUGCUGCAUGAGAUCUCCAAAAUCAGUGUGGGUGUUAACUUGAACCAAAUAAAACUCUGAAUGAUAAGAAUAAAAGCUACUGCCGUCCAUUUUCUCCAGGAUCACCAUGGAAAUACAAAUGUGUAUAAUAGGAAGAAACCUAAAAAUAGACACACAUUCAGUAAAAGAAAAAAAAAGGAAAAAGAAGGAAAUAACCACAGUUCAGGCUAUGUUCUAUAUGGCACAAGCUGAAAAAGCUAAGAAUGGACUUUUUAAGACACUAUAAAUAAUGUAAUAUAUUAUUUUCUUUUAACGGCAUGUGUAGUUUUCUGUAAAUACAGGAUUACUUAAAAAAAACUACAGCUAUUAAUCUAACACUAAAUAUUAAUAACCUUAAUAGAAUGGCUUCCAGCUGACACCCUUUGUCACACUUGUUAGGCUGUGACACCUUUGUUAGAUGAAGUAGAUUUUUUUGAGUCACUUUUCACAAAAAAAGAGGGAAGUAAGCUAAAAGAAUCUAUAUUAAAAGCAGAUAUUGUAUUUAAAAGUGUAUAGGUCAAUACAUACAUAUACAGAUCUAUAUUACAUAUAUUACAUAUAUAUAUAUAUAUUCUAUCAUAUAUAUAUAUUUAUAUAUAUGUAUAUAUAGAGAGAGAGAGUCUCCUGUCCAGUCCUUGCAUUGAGGGGAAACCAGAACCACAGAGUGUAACUGAUAACGCUUCUUUCUUUGUGUGGUACGUUCAGAGAAAAACCAAAACACUGCAAACUUCUGCAUAUUGGGUACCAGCGUACAAUGCAUGGUGUUGUACUGGCUGCUUGCUGAGAAUUGUGGAGCCUGCCUUGGUGAGAGGAUUGCACUACCAGCAUACCCUUUUAUACAUGUGUGAAAAUGUCUUGCCCCAUAGAUUCAUAUCAUGUGCAAACAAAAACACACAAUCACAGACAGACACAUACACAUGCACACACUCACAGCCUUAUGCAGGUGACUUCCGGCUUAUCAGUGUGCCCCAGUAAGAGCCACCGCUCACUCUUUGUGUAAUUUUGCUUGUUUCAGCUCUAACCCUCCUCCAUGUCUCCCCCCCCCCCCCCUCAAAAAACACACUGCUGCAGUUUGGAGUUGACCUUUAAUUUGGCUGUCACUUUCACUAUAAAUAACUACUGAUUUAAGGGUUAGCUGUCUUAACUGUCUAUGUGUUUGUUUAUGGUGCAAUAUCUCUUAACGGCACGUGCCUUUUUUAGCUUCCUAUUUAGUCUGUCAAUAAAAACCUGCAACAAGGAUCUCAAAAACACUAGGGAGUUUUACAAAACGGAACACGAAAGAAAUUGUGUACUGAGUUCAAAAUUAACUUGUAAACUGAAAACACACCACCUAGAUUAGACUGUCUGGACUAACAUCUUGUAAAGUCAUGUAGUACAAGUGCUCUCUCUGUGUGUUCUGCUUACUGGUUCAUGGGCUAGUAAGAGAACAGCUUGCCUUUUGUUUUAACACGUUUGUUCAUUUUCAAAUGUUGGUUUAACGAUCAGUAUAUGAGGCCAUUUCUUUUGUAGCAUGACUGAGAUAAAUUUCAUUUUCUUUCCUGAAAAUAGGCUAACUGAAAAAAAUCCUUUUGACUGUCAUUUUCUCUUGGCACUAAUGCAGUCGGAGGGAGGAUGUGUGUUGCACAACCACAUGGGACAAUUUAAUGAGAACCAGUGAAAGAAUAUCAUCAUUUGAGCAUGAAUCUAUUUCCAAACAAUAAAGCAGCCUUCCAGUUACACCUCUGGCUGGUGUCGUCUUUAUCAUACAGUACAUGUUCCACCAUGUCUGGCAAUGGAUGUCUCCCCCCCUCCCCUUAAAAUACAAAUGGUUCAGCCUUUAAAGCCGUGUGCACUAUGACACUGGAGAUAUUUUUGUUUGUGUGUGUUUCUUAGGUAAUAAUCAAUGGGACUGCUUGUAUAAGUUGCAUAAAAUGGCAGAGAAAAUGUUCAAAGCCACACAGGACAGUGAGACUACUGUCUGUUGAAAACACGAUGAAAAUAAUAACCCAAAAUUACCUAAAUACAAUGUUUAAAUAGUAUUUGAAUACAUUAAUGCUCUUGAAUGGGUGUGUCAUGGUGCAACAACACUGAAAUGGUUGUAAAAGCAGGUGUGUGUUUGCGUGUGUGCAUGCAUGUUUGUGUUUCUUUCCUGCCUCCCCCCCCCCUCCCGUGUGAGUGUGUGUGAGUAAGGUGGCGCACUGAAAGAGGGAAGGAGAGGGGAGGAGGAGGAGGAGGAGGAGGGGGGGGGGGGGGAGGGGGGGAUUAAGCAGAGACAGCACUGCAGUGCAGAUAGAUGAAUGCAGUGGCCUGGGCUGAGUCAGCAGCAUGUUCCCAAUAGGCUCAGACUGUACAGUGCACUGUGUAGCACCUCCUUACCCACAGCAAGGAAGCAGAGGGAGAGCCAGCUACAGCAAGAAGAUGAAAAGUAAAGGAGAACAAUGAAAGGAGGCACACACAAAAAAAAAAGCUAGUCUGCUGCUAUGGCUUUUUCCUUCACCUCCUCCCUGCAGUGCUGCAUGUUGGGAUUGCAUCACUUAUUUGGUAUAGUUUGAUGCUGUAUCUUGCAGCUAUCAACAGAAAAGAGGGAUGAUUUAAUAUUGAUACAUAGCUAUUUAGUUAUAAUGGAUGAUUUUCGACAAUUUAAACAGUGUAGAAAAAAACUCUUGUGAGGCUAUCUUUAUGGACAUUGACAAAUGGUCUAUGCUACAUUAUUUAUUUCCUUUGUUACCUGUUUGUUUCUGUCCUCGCUUCAGUUCUGGUUUGGUUUCAGAGGUGGGACAUGGAUUAAGAAAGACGUCGGUGAGAUAUGUCGGGCUGUGGUUGGUCAAUCUGGUUUGAAGGAGAGGGGCGAGACUGGAGGACAGAUAAUAGUGUGAAAGGGGUAUUACAGAGACAGGGAGAUUUUAUGUCUUUAAGGAAUCAAUGACAUGUUGACUACAAUACUACCCCUAAUAUUGGGUAAGAUUGUGGUUUACAGUCUUUCUUUGUCUUUGUCAAGUAGGUUCUUCCAUCUAUACGUUAAGUGGGUUUGGAUGGGUAGAUCAAAUAAAUCAAAUUCACUCAAAGAUUAACCAGUCAACAGAGGAGAAGGGCCUGACAUUGCAUCAUUAUUUCAAUAGCUUUUGGAGCAGCACCUUAUAUCUUUUUGACAUUUUAUAUUUUGCCAAUAGAGGCAAGGAAUGAUUUGGAUUUAAUUUGGACAAAAUGGAUUAACAACAUGUGACAGAGAUAUGCCUCGCUUCCCCUUUUGGUCAAGAGUGCCUGCAGAGGUCACAUCAUUCCGCUUUUGUUUAUUACUGUAGAGUAGACCCUCAAACAGAAGCUCUUCAAAUGGCUUUCUGCAACUAUCUUACACCCUCUAGUGGGAUCUGGAGGAAACAACUCUAGACCACUGUGUCACCUCAUCAGGUUAAAAAGACUGUUCAGAUGGUAUGAAUGACUCAUUGGUGUGGUGGUUAAAAAAUAAACUGGACAUAAUCUUCCAGCAGAUUUAUCCUAGGUUAGAAGGGUGUAGAUAUUGCAGCAUAUCAGCAGCAUGAGAAACAAAAGGGGCUUCGAAUUAGACAAAAUCCAACAUGUAUUUCUCUUUCCAUCAUUAGUGUGUAUUAUUUCAGUGUAUUGUGUAACAAGAUGUUCAGAGCCAGAGUAAGUGACAUCAUCAAAAUGGUCAGAUUGCAAACUCGCAUUCCCUUUUUUUAUUUUGUGUAAUGACAUUGUUCUUAUGAAAUAAAAGAAAUUGAAACUCAA